AUGCAGUUCAUCAUAUUGGGCACCUUGCUCUGCCUCGUCGCUGCCACAGUCGUCAAAGAUCAGGACGAUGCGCCUCAGGUUCAAGUGGACGAGCUGAAAAAAUUUAAUCUCUUCGAAGUAAUUCCAGGGCAAGAAAAGACCAGGGACCUGUCACUGCAAGGAGGGACUCCCACAAUUGUGCCCAAACGGGCAAGAACUACACCGGCUGAUACCGACACUGCAGAUACCUUCGCUGCACCCUACCGUCGUACAACUGCAGACAUCCUCACUGCAUGUUUAGGCACUGAUGAUAUCCUUGAGCAAUGUUCUACUACCACUGCGCCUGCCACUACAAAUACUACCACUGCGCCUGCCACUACAGGUACUACCACUACGCCUGCCAGUACAGAUAUCACCACUACGCCUGCCAAUACAGAUACUACCACUGCAGAUACCACCACUAUUUCGCCUGUCACCUCAGCAGUUUCUACAACGCCCACCUCUGCCACCUCUACGCCACCUACUACUACUGACAUGGGUGCUCAGAGAUGUAACCACACGCAAUGCUUGCCUGUCAAGAACUGUGCCACCGAUUCCGUUGUGGGAUUAUGCGGGGUGUCUGAGGCCGACAAGGCUUUCUUCGUGGAAAUUCACAAUCAGGCUCGACGAUUGAUCGCGAAUGGUCAAGCGAAGAAUAUGCCCGCUGGCACGAACCUCCGCGAGAUGACUUGGAACGACGACCUGGCGCAGACCGCACAGUCGCAAGUGUGGCAGUACCUCUUUGAACAAGGGUGGGUUCCAGGUGCUAGUUUCGUGAACGGCUCGACAUCCACAUGGUAUGCUCAACCAAUUACCCAGGCUUUAUGGCAUGACACUAGUCAAAUUGGCUGCGGAAUCUUCGCUAGCAACAAAGAUUGUGCUUCGCUUGGCGUUGACCCUGAUGCUUCGAUUGGCGGGGACCCUAAUUCCAACUGUGUCAAGAUCGUCUGCAACUAUGCACCCGCGGGCAAUGUGAUCAACCCAGACGGUACUCGCCCGCCCCCCUACAGCACCACCGAGGGCUGCGUCACACCCUCCACCAAAUACCCGGGGCUUUGUGCGAACUGA
Molecule: messenger RNA, 1086 nt
Organism: Hyalella azteca
Lineage: Eukaryota; Metazoa; Arthropoda; Malacostraca; Amphipoda; Hyalellidae
Product: protein PRY2-like
Exons: 7
Coding region: 1-1086 (361 amino acids)
Source: RefSeq, a predicted model, not a curated record